Molecule: messenger RNA, 2912 nt
Organism: Syngnathus acus (greater pipefish)
Lineage: Eukaryota; Metazoa; Chordata; Actinopteri; Syngnathiformes; Syngnathidae
Product: protein kinase C delta type-like
Exons: 18
Coding region: 181-2241 (686 amino acids)
Biological process (GO): peptidyl-serine phosphorylation; selenocysteine incorporation; intracellular signal transduction
Molecular function (GO): GTP binding; diacylglycerol-dependent serine/threonine kinase activity; ATP binding
Source: RefSeq, a predicted model, not a curated record
CCAUGUGCGGGGAGGGCGUCGGGAGCGCGCCGCGCCACACUUCCUCAAUCGAGAGUAUCACAGAGUGAAAAAAAGGAGGCGACGAGAAAGAAAAGAAAGAAAGAAAGAACUUCGGUCCGUGCGGCGGUGAAGAGACAACGGACAGUUUGCAGGACGAGCUGACUUUCGGGACUUGUCACCAUGGCUCCUUUCUUGAGGAUUGCCUUCACCACAUUCGACCUGGGUACCCUGCCGCCUUUGGCUGACCCACCUUUCUGUGCAAUCAAAAUGAAGGAGGCCUUGACAACUGAACGAGGGAAGACUCUAGUUCAGCGGAAACCCACAAUGUAUCCAGCCUGGAAGGCCACUUUUGAUGCGCACAUCUAUGAGGGCCGUGUGCUGGAGGUGCUGCUGAUGAAGACGGCGGAGGAGGCGCUCGCCGAGGUCACGGUUGGCAUGUCCGUGCUCGCUGAGCGCUGCAAGAAAGCCAACGGGCGUGCUGAAUUCUGGGUGGAUCUUCAGCCUUCUGGGAAAGUCAUGAUGGCAGUGCAGUACUUUCUUGAGGGAGUGGAUUCAGAGAGUAAACACGCCGCAAAGGAAGAAGAAGAAGCCCCCACCCUCAACCGUAGAAGAGGUGCCAUCAAGCAGGCAAAGAUCCACUUCAUCAAGAAUCACGAGUUCAUCGCCACCUUCUUCAGGCAGCCCACAUUCUGCUCCGUGUGUCGAGAAUUUGUCUGGGGACUCAACAAGCAAGGCUACAAAUGCAGACAAUGCAACGCGGCCAUCCACAAGAAAUGCAUCGACAAAAUCAUCGGCAGAUGCACCGGCACCGCCGCAAACAGUCGGGAUACCGUGUUCCAGAAGGAACGCUUCAACAUCGACAUGCCGCAUCGCUUCAAGAGCCACAACUACAUGAGUCCCACCUUCUGCGACCAUUGCGGGAGCCUGCUUUGGGGUCUUGUCAAGCAGGGCCUGAAAUGUGAAGAUUGUUCCAUGAACGUUCACCACAAGUGUCAGCAUAAAGUGGCCAACCUUUGUGGUAUCAACCAGAAACUUUUAGCUGAAGCGCUCACACAAGUCAGCCAGAAAUCCUUCACUCGCCGCUCUGAUCCAAACCUCGAUACAAACUUAGCUGAUAUUGGAAUCUACGAUGAGGUCAAUAAGCUGUCCGAACUGGAUAUCAACGAUACAAGCCAAUACAGCAGAAUUUGGCAUGGUUCGGGCCCGCAGCCUCAGACUCGCCUUACACACCUUACCCGCAUUAACGUGGACAACUUUGUCUUCCAAAAGGUCCUGGGGAAAGGCAGCUUUGGCAAAGUUCUCUUGGCAGAACUAAAAGGUCAGGAGGAGUACUUUGCUGUGAAGGCUCUGAAGAAAGAUGUGGUGCUAAUGGAUGAUGACGUGGAGUGCACUAUGGUGGAGAAGCGGGUCUUGGCUUUAGCCUGGGAUAACCCUUUCCUCACACACCUUUAUUCAACCUUCCAGACGAAGGAACAUCUGUUCUUUGUGAUGGAGUAUUUGAACGGAGGGGACCUAAUGUUUCACAUUCAGGAAAAAGGACGAUUUGAUCUCAUCAGAUCUACGUUUUACUCUUCUGAGAUCAUUUGCGGACUUCAGUUCUUGCAUUCCAAAGGAAUCAUCUACAGGGAUCUAAAGUUAGACAACGUGAUGCUGACUCAUGAGGGACACAUUAAAAUCGCAGACUUUGGCAUGUGCAAGGAAAACGUCUUUGGAGAGAACCGGGCCACGACUUUCUGCGGUACACCAGACUACAUAGCUCCUGAGAUUUUGCUGGGCCAGAAAUAUUCUUUCUCGGUGGACUGGUGGUCAUUCGGUGUGUUGCUGUACGAAAUGCUCGUCGGACAGUCGCCGUUCCACGGAGAUGAUGAGGAUGAGCUCUUUGAGUCCAUCCGCAUGGACACCCCCCACUACCCCCGCUGGCUCAACAAAGAAGCCAAGGAGCUGAUGGAGCAGUUAUUUGAAAGAGAUCCCACACGUAGGCUUGGGAUCUUGGGUGAUAUCCGUUUACACUCAUUCUUCAAGUCCAUUGACUGGACGGCCUUGGAGAACAGGGAGGUGGAGCCACCCUUCAAGCCCAAAGUGAGAGCACCAAACGACUGCAGCAACUUUGAUCGGGAGUUCCUGAGCGAGAAGCCCCGCCUGUCCCACAGUGACAAGAACUUCAUAGACUCCAUGGACCAGUCGGCAUUUGCUGGCUUUUCUUUCAUGAACCCCAAGAUGGAGCUUCUCUUAGAAAAGUAACUCCUGAAUGAACAGUGCGACUUGGUUUACAAAGCCAGUGUUUAGGUGCAGUUCACUUUUUGUGUCACAUGGUUAAACCUGCCAAAUAGCUGGUCCACCAGCAGAAUUUGCGUCGUUAUUUUAAGCACAAAUUGCUCUCCCGGGGUACUAGUCGAUAUAUUUGGAGGUACUGUAUAUAUUAAGCCUAAUGUGUUCGAAUGCAUGCGUCAAGCUAUUGUGUAGCCUGUAAGAAAUAAUAAUACAGUAAUAAUAAUAACGGUGGUAGGUUGAAAAACGCUUAACAUUCCAUUUAACGUCACUACUGCCCUCUUGUGUAUGUUUUGGGGUAGUAAUCAGUUCAAGCCAGCAAAUAAUUCAGGAUUUAAUGUAGAGUACAUUGAUCUAAAAUCAACCUUAGUGUAUUCCUCUUGAAUUAUGGAUUUUAAUAAUUAUUGUGUUGUUUAUGUUAUCACAUCACAUUUGACUGAAUAGGCUUCCUGUUAUGGAACAUGGAAUUGACCCACCAGUCUUCCAUCGCAUAGGUGAGCAGCCUUUGACCGUUGAUGAUAUUCCAGAGCAUUUGAUCUGGCCUGCCUUACAAUAUUCUGAAAACAAAACCGCCAGUGAUUUUUUUUUUUUAAAAAUCUGAAAUAGUAGACAUUUGAAUCUUACAUGGUACUUUAAAUUCACAU